UGGGUCUCCAACACGUUUCAACCCACUCGUUGAUGGAUAUCUUCCAAUAAAUGUACCUUCCAUGUCUUCUUUAUAAUAUCAAUCCCUUUCCCCAAGCCCUGGAACUUCCGAUUCGUCAUGCCUAGACUCAACAGUCGGCAGAAACGGCAAGCCCGUUUUGCUGCAGCUCAAGGCCGUCUCACAUCUGAAGAGUUAGAAACACAGAAGCAACAGAACAUGGAGGUCACCCAAAGACCCCUUGCUCACAGCACUCUUUAUCUUCUAAAACUUUCCAAGAAGUGGUUCGUGGAAUUCUUGGAAGAUCAGGUCAGAGAGGAUAUUGAACUUCAGCGCAUGUAUAUUGCUGCCCUGAAUAGAAUGGUCGGUAAACCAGAUCAUGCCAUACAAGGGCUCUUCUUUCACAGGGGAGUUCAGAACAGGAAACAACAAUUCAACUUCUGUAUAUAUCAAGAAGGGCAUCCAGCAGAAUACAGAGAAGCUUACGGUAUCUGCGCACACAUAUCAUUGCACGAAUGA
This is a messenger RNA of Fusarium redolens, 516 nucleotides long. RefSeq lists its product as uncharacterized. Lineage: Eukaryota; Fungi; Ascomycota; Sordariomycetes; Hypocreales; Nectriaceae. The record is from RefSeq and is a predicted model, not a curated record. The coding region runs from base 118 to 516 and encodes 132 amino acids. The transcript has a single exon.